CAGGCGCGCAGUGCACAGAAGGAUUUGAAAAUGUCGGUUGCAGGUUAAAAACGAGAAGAAAUUCGUUUCCAGGAAGCUCAAGCACAGCACACCAGUUUGGUUGUCUCUGUCUAGAUAUUUAAGGAGCAAGGGAUUCAAUUGACCAUCCUUCCUGCUCAAACUGUGGGGAAGGAUUCACUUGAUCAUUUGACCAACUGGCAAGAACAUCAUUUUGCACAGGAGAAAGGCCGUUCACCUACUCAGUGGGAAUGGAUUCAUUCGGUUAUCACAAUUGAAGGUUCAUCAGGAAGUUCACACUGGGCAAGGCCAUUCACGUUCUGUGUGUCAGAAGGGAUUCUGUCGGACAUCACACCUGCGAACACACCAAUCAGUUCACAGCACACCGGGCAGAGGCAGGUCAUCUGCUGAAUUUCUGGGAAAGGAUUCACUCAGUCAUCUGACUUAAUGGCUCACCAGCAAGUUCACACCAGGGAGCGGCCGUUCACCUGCUCAGUCUGUGAGAAGAGAUUUACUCAGUUAUCCAAUCUACAGAGUCACCAGCGAGUUCACACUGGGGAGAAGCCAUUCACCUGCUCAGUCUGUGGGAAAGGAUUCACUCUGUCAUCCACCCUGCUGGUACAUCAGCGAGUUCACACUGGGGAGAAGCUGUUCACUUGCUCAGACUGUGGAAAGGGAUUCACACUGUCAUCCCGCCUACUGGUACAUCAGCAAAUUCACACUGGGGAGAAGCCAUUCACCUGCUCAGUCUGUGGAAAGAGAUUCACACAUUUAUCCCAACUACAAAGUCACCAGCGAGUUCACACUGGGGAGAAGCCGUUCACCUGCUCAGAAUGUGGGAAGAGAUUCACUGACUCUUCCACCCUACAGAGACAUCAGCGAGUUCACACUGGGGAGAAGCCAUUCACCUGCUCAGAAUGUGGGAAAGGAUUCACUCAGUCAUCCGAACUGCAGAAACACCAUCCAGUACACACUGGGGAGAAGCCGUUCAACUGUUCAGACUGUGGGAAGAGAUUCACUCACUCAUCCACCCUACAGAGACACCAGCGAGUUCACACUGAGGAGAAGCCAUUGACCUGCUCAGUCUGUGGGAAGACAUUCACUCAGUUAUCCCACCUACAUAUUCACCAGCGAGUUCACACUGGGGAGAAACCGUUCAUCUGCUCAGUCUGUGGGAAGAGAUUCACUCAGUUUUCCCUCCUACAGAGACACCAGCGAGUUCACACUGGGGAGAAGCCGUUCACAUGCUCAGUCUGUGGGAAGAGAUUCACUGACUCUUCCACCCUUCAGAGACACCAGCGAGUUCACACUGGGGAGAAGCCAUUCACAUGCUCAGUCUGUGGGAAGAGAUUCACUCAUUUAUCCACCCUACAGAGACAUCAGCGAGUUCACACUGGGGAGAAGCCAUUCACCUGCUCAGAAUGUGGGAAGAGAUACACUGACUCUUCCACCCUACAGAGUCAUCAGCGAGUUCACAUUGGGGAGAGGCCGUUCACCUGCUCAGUCUGUGGGAAAGGAUUCACUUGGUCAUCCGACUUACGGAGUCAUCACCGAGUUCACACUGGGGUGAAGCCAUUCACCUGCUCAGUCUGUGGGAAGAGAUUCACUCAGUUAUCAAACCUACAGAGUCACCAGCGAGUUCACACUGGGGAGAAGCCGUUCACCUGUUCAGAAUGUGGGAAGAGAUUCACUCUGUUAUCCCACCUACAGAGACACCUGCGAAUUCACACUGGGGAGAAGCCGUUCACCUGUUCAGAAUGUGGGAAGAGAUUCACUGACUCUUCCACCCUACAGAGACACCAGCGAAUUCACACUGGGGAGAAGCCGUUCACCUGUUCAGAAUGUGGGAAGAGAUUCACUGACUCUUCCACACUACAGAGACAUCAGCGAGUUCACACUGGGGAGAAGCCAUUCACCUGCUCAGAAUGUGGGAGAGGAUUCACUCAGUCAUCUGACCUGCAGAAACACCAUCCAGUACACACUGGGGAGAAGCCGUUCACCUGCUCAGUCUGUCGGAAGAGAUUCACUCAGUCAUCCACCCUACAGAGUCACCAACGAGUUCACACUGGGGAGAAGCCGUUCACCUGCUCAGUCUGUCGGAGGGGAUUCACUCAGUCAUACACCCUACAGAGUCACCAGCGAGUUCACACUGGGGAGAAGCCAUUCACCUGCUCAGAAUGUGGGAAGAGAUUCACUCACUCUUACAACCUACAGAGACACCAGCGAGUUCACACUGGGGAGAGGCCAUUCACCUGCUCAGAAUGUGGGAAGGGAUUCACUCAGUCAUCUCACCUACAGAGUCAUCAGCGAGUUCACACUGGGGAGAAGCCGUUCACCUGCUCAGUCUGUGGGAAGGGAUUCACUCAGUCAUUCACCCUACAGAGACAUCAGCGAGUUCACACUAGAGAGAGGCCAUUCACCUGCUGAGAAUGUGGGAAGGGAUUCACUCAGUCAUUGCACCUACUGGCACACCUGUCAGUUGACAAUGGGGAGUGGCCAUUGUAAUGAAUCCCUGGGUUUUGUUUGCUGUGGACUGUCAUUUUAAGAGGGAGAGAGAGAUUAAGAAGGUGAAUCAGUCUGACUUGCAGCUUGUUUACAUCGCUCGCAGCCUGUUUAGUUUUAACCGAGGACAAAGACACUCAGAGUCAGAAGGAGAUGAAGGAGGAAAAAUGGAAGGUUCAAAACCAGUAAACCAAUGGCCAAGGGUCACUGUUUGUAAGUUUCCUAUGCUCAUAAGGGUGGGUUAAUUAUCAAUUCACCAUACAUCGAAUGUGUCCUUGUCCCCUCAUUUGAUGCAUAGGAGUGGAUCUGAUUUGGGAUAUCCUGUGGAGACCACUUAUGUGUUAACCCUUGCCUGGUUGUGGUGUGGUCAUUCAUUUGAAGAUGAUACCCCUUAUGACAAGUCACUUUAGGUGAUAAUUCGUAUGUACAUUUGUAAAGAUGAUGGAUAAAAUCUACAGCAACUGUUCUCUCAUUUUCCCACCAUGAAACCUGUGGAAUCCGAAAGAAUUGCCUUCUCUCAACAUUUACCCUGGAAAUACAAAUAUCUCUCUCUCAUCACGUAUUCUAUGGUUGAACUGAACUUAAAUACUUUACCAUCUGAAGAACCCAAGCCCUGAGCUCAAUAGUUUGGGAGUUAUAUUUACACACAUAUAUACACAUAACACUCACGAGGAAAUAUGCAGAUGCUGGAAAUUCAAACAACACACACAAAAUGCUGAUGGAAAACUGCAGACCAGGCAGCAUCUAUAAGGAGAAGCACUGUUGACGUUUCGGGCCAAGACCCUUUGUUAGGACUAACUGAAAGGAAAGAUAGUAAGAGAUUUGAAAGUAGUUGGGGGAGGGUGAAAUGUGAAAUGAUAAGAGAAGACCUGAGAGAGUGGGAUGAAGCUAAGAGCUGGAAAGGUGAUUGGCGAAUGUGAUACAGAGCUGGAGAAGGGGAAGGAUCAUGGGACGGGACGCCUCGGGAGAAAGAGAAGUGUUGGGGGGGGGGGAAGCACCAGAGGGAGAUGGAGAACAGGCAGACAACUAAAUAUGUCAGGUAUGGGGUAAGAAGGGGAGGAGGGGGAAUAACAGAAGUUAGAGAAGUCAAUGUUCAUGCCAUCAGGUUGGAGGCUACCUAGCUGUUCGUCCAACCUGAGUAUGGAUUCGUUUUGACAGAGGAGGCCAUGGAUUGACAUAUCAGAAUGGGAAUGGGAUGUGGAAUUAAAAUAUGUGGCCACUGGGAGUAAUCUGUUGCUGCUGGUUCAUUUAUAAGUGUUACGGUUUGUAACAAAAUGGGGCUGCGUCUGGGAUAUGAACAAAUUUAAGGAUUGAUUUAUUAUUGAUAUCAUUUGGAAAUCCCUUUUGAUUUAUUUGUGUCUGGAAAAUCAGCAGCAAUGGAUUUUCAUAGAUAUCUGGAAGGGUCAACCUCUCAGGCAUUAGAAGACACUAGAAGGAUUGAGUUGUUGAGUAUUGCUAAAACGUUAAAACUUGCAAAGGUGAAAUUGACAAUGAGGGGGGCACUGAUGCAGAGGAUACUAGCUGAACAUUAUGUAUCUGAGGGAGUGUUUAAAGUGGAGGAGUUGGAGGUGUUUCCUGAAAGUAAACCUCGUGAGCUUGAGCUCCAGUAGAAGUUAGAAAAAUUCAAGAUGGAGUCUGCGGAAAGGCAGAGGCAGAUUCAGGCUAGAGAGGCAGAAAAGCAGAGAGAAAAUUCUCUUACAAUGUGUAAUUAAGGGGAAGGGUUAACAAGUCUAUACAGCUUUGACAGUUGCUGAAGCAUCUGAUUAUUUAUUUAUUUAUGCUGCCCCAAUCAUCGCCACUGGGCUAUAAAUGUGCAGGAGCUGUGUGUGGUUCAGUGCUUUGUUCAAGGACACACACGCUGCCUCGGCUGAGGCUCGAACUCAUGACCUUCAGAUCGCGAGUUCAACACCUUAGCCACAUGGCCACACACCACACAUUAUGACCUCGUGGAGCAGGCUGUGCUCAAAGCUUACGAGUUGGUCGCAGAAGCAGACAGGCAAAAGUUUAGAAAUUUGAGGAAAUCUGUGAAUCUGUGCUUAUGAGAAAUUUGUGUGUAUUGCAAACUGUUGCACAUAUAAAAAUGUAAAUGAUGAUUUCAACAGCUUGAAAGAGUUGGUUUUAAUUGAAGAAUUCAAAGGCUGCGUCCCUGAUGACAUAAAGACGUAUUUAGAUGGAAAUGAUGCUGCCACUAUGCAGGAGUCUGCUAGAUUAACAGAUCAGUUUGCUUUAACUCAUAAGGUUAAGUUUACCCUGAAUAAGAGUUUCCAAAAGAGUAGCAGGGAUAACCAGGGUAAACCAGAGAUUAAUGCUGGGAUUUGUCACACUUGUCAAGUUGUGACAAAACCUAAUCAGGUCACCCCAGUGGCCCCACGGCGGCCUAUACCUGCAUUCGGUGAACCCUUUUCCAAUGUUAUAGUGGAUUGUGUUGGCCCAUUGCCAAAGACUAAAGCUGGCCAUCAGUAUCUGCUAACUAUUAUGUGUACUACAUCCAGAUUCCCAGAGGCAAUACCCCUUAGAAAUAUUAAAGCUGAACCUGUGGCGAAGGCUCUUACUGAGUUUUUUUUUACUUUAUUCGAUUUGCCUCAAGAAAUCAAGUCUAAUCAAGGAAGUAAUUUUACAUCUGGGUUAUUCCAGCAAGUAGUUUAUGAACUGGGAGCAAAACAAAUUACAUCGUCUACAUACCAUCCGGAAUCACAAGAGGCUUUAGAAAGAUUUCACUCUACCCACAAAACAAUGAUUAGGACAUACUGUGUUGAAAAUGGAAACGACUAGGAUGAAGGAAUACAUUUGUGUUUGUUCGCAGUAAGAGAGUCGUUUCGGGAAUCAUUGGCUUCACUCCAUUUGAACUCGUAUUUGGUCGCAGAGUGAGGUGACCUUUGACCUUGUUAAAGGAGCGGUGGAUUGCUGGGGAUGUGCAUGUUAACUUGUGACUGUGUUUUGAAGUUCAAAAAUAAACUACAACAAUCCUGUAGUCUAGCGAGACAAAACUUAAAGGUUUCUCAAAACAAAAUGAAGUGUUGGUUUGAUAAGCAGGGUUGCGAAAGAAAAUACCAGGUAGGGGAUAAGGUGCUUGCCUUAUGUUGACGAAUCCGCUUCAGGUGAAAUUCAAUAGACCGUAUGAAAUAGUCUCAAUUUAA
This is a messenger RNA of Hypanus sabinus (Atlantic stingray), 5636 nucleotides long. RefSeq names its product gastrula zinc finger protein XlCGF26.1-like. Gene Ontology annotation, biological process: negative regulation of transcription by RNA polymerase II. NCBI's taxonomy places the organism in Eukaryota, Metazoa, Chordata, Chondrichthyes, Myliobatiformes, Dasyatidae. The coding region runs from base 445 to 2424 and encodes 659 amino acids. Gene Ontology annotation, molecular function: DNA-binding transcription repressor activity, RNA polymerase II-specific. The transcript has 2 exons. The record is from RefSeq and is a predicted model, not a curated record.